Molecule: messenger RNA, 885 nt
Organism: Mucor mucedo
Lineage: Eukaryota; Fungi; Mucoromycota; Mucoromycetes; Mucorales; Mucoraceae
Exons: 1
Coding region: 328-693 (121 amino acids)
Biological process (GO): regulation of DNA-templated transcription
Molecular function (GO): DNA-binding transcription factor activity
Source: RefSeq, a predicted model, not a curated record
UACUGUAAACCUGAAUUUCUUUUGAUGCCGGCAAGCACAGCUGAAAUGAGAACAGCAUCUGCUGUGAAAUGAAAUAAGCGACCCCACAUUUGUAAUAGCAAAAAAAAAAGUAAAAAGGUUGGAAUUCUCCUUUUCACUCGUAAGACAUAUAUAUCAUGAACGCGUGACUGUCGCUCCUACACUCUGGUUCGAUUCUAAUGUAACCCAAUGGCAUCAGUUGUAAAAAAAAGAUGAAAUGUCAUUAUACACUACAAUAAGUGAUGUGAAUAGUUCAAUUAUGAAUAAUGUAUUUCCUUCCUUUUCUUUUCCUUUGUGUUCUUUUAUAUAAUGCAGACUGAUAACAACCAUCGUAGAAUGUCCCUAACAAUGCUUCUUGUAUCUGAAGAACCUUCCAAGCCAAACAAUAAUGAACCAAUAACCAAAAGUGUCAAAGAUCGAAGAAUAAGAAACAAGACAGCUUCUGCCAAAUACAGAGCAAAAAAGACCAGCCAGUACAGAGAGAUGCAAAAGACUAUACAGGAUCUGCUACAACAGAAUACGCUUUUGCGCAAAAAGUUAGAACAAUACCAAGAAGAUAUCCCUGUUUCCUGUUCAGGUGCUAAUAGUAGCCAAGCAACCGAUCAUUUACUGCCCACGUUUAAAUACGGUGACGAACUUGUUGCAUAUUCUAGCACUGAUAAAUUUGAUACUUAGCUCGGUUCAUUAGCCCGGCAUUAAUAAUUAUUUAAAUAAAAUGUAUACCAUCCGAGCUUACACUUCUUAUGCAGCGAAUCACUAUGGCCCGGUGGCUUUUUUUUAGACACAGCAUUACAAAAAUAUUUCUUUUUUGCUUUUUAUUUUUGUUUGUUAAACUAAUAUUCAAAUGGCUUUCAAAAAGAGGGAACA